Messenger RNA from Bombina bombina (fire-bellied toad), 3164 nucleotides. Its product is annotated as zinc finger protein 605-like. The coding region runs from base 220 to 2616 and encodes 798 amino acids. The record is from RefSeq and is a predicted model, not a curated record. The transcript is spliced from 11 exons. NCBI's taxonomy places the organism in Eukaryota, Metazoa, Chordata, Amphibia, Anura, Bombinatoridae.
GAUGUGACACUGUCAGAUGGCUCGGUGGUUGAGCACAGAGGAGAACCAUAUGUGUGUGAUAACGUGAAGUCUGAGGAGGAUGAAGUUCCUAUAAAUACAGGCCAUACUUAUGUGACGCCUUUAGAUGGCUCAGUGGUUGAGCACAGAGGAGAACCGUAUGUGUGUGAUCAGGUGAAGACUGAGGAGGAUGAAGUUCCUAUAAAUACAGCUACAGGCUGUAUGGAUGUGACACUGUCAGAUGGCUCAGUGGUUGAGCACAGAGGAGAACCAUAUGUGUGUGAUAACGUGAAGUCUGAGGAGGAUGAAGUUCCUAUAAAUACAGGGCGUAUGGAUGUGACGCCUUCAGAUAGCUCAGCGGUUGAGCACAGAGGAGAACCGUAUGUAUGUGAUCAGGUGAAGACUGAGGAGGAUGAAGUUCCUAUAAAUACAGCUACAGGCUGUAUGGAUGUGACACUGUCAGAUGGCUCAGUGGUUGAGCACAGAGGAGAACCAUAUGUGUGUGAUAACGUGAAGUCUGAGGAGGAUGAAGUUCCUAUAAAUACAGGGCGUAUGGAUGUGACACCUUUAGAUGGCUCAGCGGUUGAGCACAGAGGAGAACCGUAUGUGUGUGAUCAGGUGAAGACUGAGGAGGAUGAAGUUCCUAUAAAUACAGCUACAGGCUGUAUGGAUGUGACACUGUCAGAUGGCUCAGUGGUUGAGCACAGAGGAGAACCAUAUGUGUGUGAUAACGUGAAGUCUGAGGAGGAUGAAGUUCCUAUAAAUACAGGGCGUAUGGAUGUGACGCCUUUAGAUGGCUCAGCGGUUGAGCACAGAGGGGAACCGUAUGUGUGUGAUCAGAUGAAGACUGAGGAGGAUGAAGUUCCUAUAAAUACAGCUACAGAUGAAGAUAACACUGAUAUAGUGAAAGUGGAGAUAACAGAAGAUCUGUGUGUGAGGCUUCAGGUGGAAGAACCAGAUGAUGAAACUAAUGACAGCAUCAGCUCAGGGCAUCUAGAGGAAACCCGGGGCACUUGGCUAUUAAAUCUAAAGGAAGAGGAUGAGACAGAGGACACAAAUAGUCAUCAGACUGAAAUACAUUGGUCCCUCCCUGCCGGUGGAUUCACAAAUUGCAGUAAUCCUAGUUAUGGCCAGAGUGCUGGUGAUUCGUUCAAUCUUCUUGAAAAUCAAAGAAGCCACAAGGGACAUUUAUGUUCUGAAUGUGGAAAAUGUUUUCGUUGGAAAUCACAUCUUAUUAUUCAUCAGAAAACUCAUACAGGAGAAAAGGAAUUUUCAUGUUCUGAGUGUGGAAAAUGUUUUACCUGGAAAUCACAACUUAUUACUCAUCAGAAAAAUCAUAGAGGAGAAAAGGAAUUUUCAUGUUCUGAGUGUGGAAAAUGUUUUACCUGGAAAUCACAACUUAUUACUCAUCAGAAAAAUCAUACAGGAGAAAAGGAAUUUUCAUGUUCUGAGUGUGGAAAAUGUUUUACCUGGAAAUCACAUCUUAUUACUCAUCAGAAAAAUCAUACAGGAAAAAAGGAAUUUUCAUGUUCUGAGUGUGGAAAAUGUUUUACCUGGAAAUCACAACUUAUUACUCAUCAGAAAAAUCAUACAGGAGAAAAGGAAUUUUCAUGUUCUGAGUGUGGAAAAUGUUUUACCUGGAAAUCACAACUUAUUACUCAUCAGAAAAUUCAUACAGGAGAAAAAGCAUUUUCAUGUUCUUUAUGUGGGAAAUGUUUUAAUCUGAAAUCAAAUUUUAUUAGACAUCAGAAAAUACAUUUAGGAGAGAAAGCAUUUUCAUGUUUUCAGUGUGGGAAAUGUUUUACUAUGAAAUCACAACUUAUUACUCAUCAGAAAAAUCAUAGAGGAGAAAAGGAAUUUUCAUGUUCUGAGUGUGGAAAAUGUUUUACCUGGAAAUCACAACUUAUUACUCAUCAGAAAAAUCAUACAGGAGAAAAGGAAUUUUCAUGUUCUGAGUGUGGAAAAUGUUUUACCUGGAAAUCACAUCUUAUUACUCAUCAGAAAAAUCAUACAGGAAAAAAGGAAUUUUCAUGUUCUGAGUGUGGAAAAUGUUUUACCUGGAAAUCACAACUUAUUACUCAUCAGAAAAAUCAUACAGGAGAAAAGGAAUUUUCAUGUUCUGAGUGUGGAAAAUGUUUUACCUGGAAAUCACAACUUAUUACUCAUCAGAAAAUUCAUACAGGAGAAAAAGCAUUUUCAUGUUCUUUAUGUGGGAAAUGUUUUAAUCUGAAAUCAAAUUUUAUUAGACAUCAGAAAAUACAUUUAGGAGAGAAAGCAUUUUCAUGUUUUCAGUGUGGGAAAUGUUUUACUAUGAAAUCAAAUCUUAUAGUACAUCUGAAAACUCAUACAGGAGAGAAAACAUGUUCAUGUUCUGAAUGUGGAAAAUGUUUUACUAUGAAAUCACAACUUAUUGUUCAUCAGAAAAUUCAUACAGGAGAGAAAGCAUUUUCAUGUUCUGAAUGUGGAAAAUGUUUUCUCAAGAAAGCAGAUCUUUAUAGACAUUUGAAAAUUCAUACAGGAGAAAGGCCAUUUUCCUGUUCUAUAUGCGGGAAAUGUUUUAUCCAGAAAUCAAAUCUUAUUAGCCACCAGAAAAUUCAUACAGGAAACAAACCAGUUUAAUGUUCUUUAAGUGGGAAAUAUUUUCUUAAGAAACCAAAAAACUAUAUCCUGCUUUCUAUAGAGGUCCUGAAUAUUGCUCAUUUUUUUACUGCUGAAUCUUGGUUAUUUUAAAAGGAUACAAUUUUGAAAAUCAGAAAUGAUUAAAUAGUAUGUGCAUGUAUUUUAAUUGCACAGCAAUCCUUUCACAUGUACUGGUGUUCUACAUCUGAGCAAUUCAAGUAACUGCGCUGCUCAAAUAUCUGCUAGUCAAUUGGAAAAACAAGAUGCACUUGUCUGCUGAUAGUUUGUAUAUUGUCUGAACUGCAAAAACAAGUCUCCCAUAUCAGCUGUAGCUAUUUCACCUUAACAGGAAAUCGGAUAUUCCUUACCUGCUUCCAGAUCUGCACAGUAUCUAAAAUGUACAAGGAACACUGCCUAACCUGAUCUGUUUAUCUCUCCUUAAAUGUAUAGAAAACUGUGCUGUUUUACUAAAAAAAAAGUUAAAUCAAAGGAAACAUAAAAAGAAACAGAUUGUAUUAUUAAAGACAUUAAAGACUUUGAGAUUGUAA